Messenger RNA from Arabidopsis thaliana (thale cress), 2581 nucleotides. RefSeq names its product glycyl-tRNA synthetase / glycine-tRNA ligase. The coding region runs from base 187 to 2376 and encodes 729 amino acids. The record is from RefSeq and is marked reviewed. Gene Ontology annotation, biological process: glycyl-tRNA aminoacylation; tRNA aminoacylation for protein translation. NCBI's taxonomy places the organism in Eukaryota, Viridiplantae, Streptophyta, Magnoliopsida, Brassicales, Brassicaceae. Gene Ontology annotation, cellular component: mitochondrion; cytoplasm; cytosol. Gene Ontology annotation, molecular function: ATP binding; aminoacyl-tRNA ligase activity; glycine-tRNA ligase activity. The transcript has 9 exons.
GGAAAAUUUUGCAUCCAUGUUGAAACGUCAAACGUGUAGAUGUGAUGACAUUUAAAUGUCUUUACUCUUUAUUGGGUUUAGAUUUCAUUUCGUCAACCAAACCCACUCCUUGGGCCCAAAGGUUUCCACAUUAUCAUCUUAAACCCUAAGGGGGCCACUAGUAAGUGGAAACAAACACUUCGUCGAAUGCGCAUCUUCUCUACAUUCGUCUUUCAUCGCAGACAACAAAUCUUCAAUCUUCGUCAAUUCCAAACCACCACAAUCCUUCGCAACCCAAUCUCCAUCGCUCCGAUCCAGAUUCCGAUGGACGCCACCGAGCAGUCUCUCCGUCAAUCUCUUUCCGAGAAAUCCUCAUCCGUCGAAGCUCAGGGUAACGCCGUCCGAGCUCUCAAGGCUUCCCGUGCAGCUAAACCAGAAAUCGAUGCUGCCAUUGAGCAACUCAACAAAUUGAAGCUCGAGAAAUCUACCGUCGAGAAGGAGCUUCAGUCUAUUAUCAGUAGCUCCGGUAAUGGUUCGCUUAACCGUGAGGCUUUUCGAAAAGCUGUUGUCAAUACUCUCGAGCGGCGUUUGUUCUAUAUCCCUUCGUUUAAGAUCUACAGUGGCGUCGCUGGACUUUUUGAUUAUGGUCCUCCUGGCUGUGCUAUUAAAUCCAAUGUUCUCAGCUUUUGGCGUCAACAUUUCAUUCUUGAGGAGAACAUGCUAGAAGUUGAUUGUCCAUGUGUGACACCAGAGGUUGUUCUCAAGGCAUCUGGGCAUGUAGAUAAGUUCACUGAUCUUAUGGUUAAGGAUGAGAAAACUGGAACAUGUUACCGUGCUGACCACUUGCUCAAGGAUUAUUGUACCGAGAAGCUGGAGAAAGAUCUUACCAUCUCUGCUGAGAAAGCUGCUGAAUUGAAGGAUGUUCUUGCUGUUAUGGAAGAUUUUUCUCCUGAACAGCUAGGUGCCAAGAUCAGGGAGUAUGGGAUCACUGCUCCAGACACGAAGAAUCCACUCUCUGAUCCUUACCCGUUUAAUUUGAUGUUUCAAACAUCCAUUGGCCCAUCUGGUUUGAUUCCUGGUUACAUGCGUCCUGAAACUGCUCAAGGUAUUUUUGUCAACUUUAAGGACUUGUACUAUUACAAUGGGAAGAAACUUCCUUUUGCCGCGGCUCAAAUUGGUCAAGCCUUUAGAAAUGAGAUAUCUCCUCGACAAGGGCUUCUUAGAGUUCGUGAAUUCACGCUGGCAGAGAUUGAGCACUUCGUUGAUCCUGAGAAUAAGUCACAUCCUAAGUUCUCUGACGUAGCAAAAUUGGAAUUCCUUAUGUUCCCAAGGGAAGAACAAAUGUCUGGCCAAUCUGCCAAAAAACUUUGCCUUGGUGAAGCUGUUGCUAAAGGUACUGUGAACAAUGAAACUCUAGGAUACUUCAUUGGGAGAGUGUAUCUUUUCCUUACUCGUCUUGGCAUUGACAAGGAACGGCUGCGCUUCCGUCAGCAUCUAGCAAAUGAAAUGGCCCACUAUGCAGCAGAUUGUUGGGAUGCUGAAAUUGAAAGUUCAUAUGGGUGGAUUGAAUGUGUUGGGAUUGCAGAUAGGUCUGCUUACGACUUACGUGCUCACUCUGACAAAAGUGGUACUCCUCUUGUGGCUGAAGAGAAAUUUGCAGAACCUAAAGAAGUAGAGAAACUUGUGAUAACUCCUGUGAAGAAAGAACUGGGUCUUGCAUUCAAGGGAAAUCAAAAGAAUGUGGUUGAAUCUUUGGAGGCGAUGAAUGAGGAAGAAGCUAUGGAGAUGAAAGCAACCCUGGAAUCCAAAGGGGAAGUGGAGUUUUACGUGUGUACCCUAAAGAAAAGCGUGAACAUCAAGAAAAACAUGGUGUCUAUAUCAAAGGAGAAGAAGAAAGAGCACCAGCGGGUUUUCACUCCAUCAGUGAUUGAACCAUCGUUUGGGAUUGGUCGGAUCAUAUAUUGUCUGUAUGAGCAUUGUUUCAGCACAAGGCCAAGCAAAGCAGGGGAUGAGCAGUUGAACUUGUUCCGUUUCCCUCCUCUUGUAGCUCCCAUCAAGUGCACGGUUUUCCCGCUUGUUCAGAACCAACAAUUCGAGGAAGUAGCCAAAGUUAUUUCCAAGGAACUCGCCUCUGUCGGUAUCUCCCAUAAGAUUGACAUCACUGGUACAUCGAUAGGGAAGAGAUAUGCGAGAACCGAUGAGCUUGGAGUGCCAUUUGCAAUAACAGUGGACUCGGAUACAUCAGUGACAAUCAGAGAAAGAGACAGCAAAGAUCAAGUCCGAGUCACCUUGAAGGAGGCAGCUUCCGUUGUGAGCUCAGUCUCAGAGGGGAAAAUGACGUGGCAAGACGUCUGGGCAACCUUCCCUCACCAUUCUUCUGCUGCUGCAGACGAGUAGCUAGCUCCUUGUUUUUUUCCGAAUUAAAAACCAAAGUGUUAAAUUAAUUGUUGCUGAAUCUACUCAUUUUUAAUGUUUUGUUUCUUAGUGUCACGUAAAAAGUUCGAUACCAGAUUUGGAGACGAAGUGGCUAUAAAGUAUAAACUCUCUGUUAUAUUUUCGUCCAUUCUACUGCUAAUUUUCUAAAUUUUGGUCACAAAUUUCA